AGGCAGGGACAGUCCAGGGGAGUGGGCAGUGCUCCUGGUCUGACAGCUAAACAGUGAGGAGGACUGACUGAGUGCAACACCAAGCUACUGGGAGAGAGAGAGAGAGAGAGAGAGAGGUGGAGAGACUGUGGAACAACAGUACCGCCAAGGAGACCACAGAAACACUCUUCUCACCCCCCUUCACCCAAAUCCCCAACUCUGCAGAGAGAGAGGAGAGAAAGAAGCAGCAGAGGCAAACAAAAGCAUUCUUGGCUUUCAGUUUAAAAGAAGAAGAAAGAGAAACCUUAACAAUACUUUGGAGCGAGAUCAUUUACUUGAGAUACAAAUUCAAGGAGAAAGGCGUGACAGGACGGCGUCAGUCAGCGGUUUAUCAUCCCUGAACCGUCUCCAGACACCAAGUCAGAGAUCGGAGUGCUGCAUGAAGGAUAAAUACAUCUGGGAGAAGAAACGAGCAGAAACAGGAUGAGGGUGACUCUGAGGCUCACGUGGCUGCUGCUUUCACUCAGCUUCAUAUUUCACAGCGUCUGUUCAGAUGACGUUGACAAUGUUAACACUGCGUCGAACAAUACGGCUACUGCCAUCACAUCUGUGCCAGUGACUGUGUCGACCAACAAUACUGCCAUUGUGCAUGUAGUUUCUGGUACAGUUCCAACUGUCGGUGCCACAACCAAAAACGAAAUUACGCAGAUACCAGUAACUACAAAGUCAGCUACUGCAGUCACCACGCAAGGAAACACAGCUCCAUCCACGGCUGCAGUCACACCGAACGUCAUCCAGACAACAGCAACAAUAACUCAUAAACCAGUCACUGGCAUCCCAACAGCACCAACCACUCAGACCUCUGGUUCUGCCACUACUGUAGUGAAAACGACCACUCCUCUCCUAGCUGCAACAACCGACAACAACAACAACAACAACAGUGUAGUGCGACCCACCAACACAUUACAGAAUCUUACAGCCUCUGUACCCAGUAACACCAGUGGGACUGAAGCGACCGUCAGGACAUCAGCAGAUAAUGCCAGUGUGGGGAAAACCACAAUCCCAAGCUCGACAGAUGCCCCAACAGUGCAACAGUCCACGGCCCACACCAUCACCACCACUUUAGACACGAACCAGGUCAGCCAAAGAGGUACAGAGAAAACAACUGUGACAGCUGCAAGCCACGGACAGUUGACAACGGUGCCAGCUGGGAACAAAGGGACAACCGGCACCCCCUCCACCCUAACCAAGGAGGUACCUCCCGCAGCACAGACCUCAGGUACCACGGCUUCAAUCAUGCCCAUGCAAACCACCUCCAACUCCAAAUCCACUUCCAACACGACCACCACCACGACCACCACCACAGCUCAGCAAAAGCUGUUCAUGUAUUCUCUAAAUAACGGACACGAGUCAGAGGAGGAGAAAGAGUUGGUGCAGGUGUGCAAGCGGCUGAUGAUGAAUUUGCAAGAUGGAAACUGCUCCCUGUCAUGGCGGCACCAAAAUGGCAAAAUACACUUUGACUCUGUGGAGAUAAAUGGCAAAGUGAAAACCAACGUGGCAUCCCAGUAUUAUGAUGAAAUCACCAAGAAACCAACAGAUAACAAAACUCUGAUAGCCAUCCUGGCCUCCUGUGGAGCUCUGCUCAUCAUGAUAGUUAUCCUCGCUCUUUGUGCCUCCCACCACCGCAAGCCGUACAAUGAGAACCAGCAACACCUGACGGAGGAGCUGCACACGGUGGAGAACGGUUACCACGACAACCCCACGCUGGAGGUGAUGGAAGUGCAGCCAGAGAUGCAGGAGAAGAAGAUGACGCUGAACGGAGAGUUCAACGACAGCUGGAUCGUGCCCAUGGACAAUGUGCUGAAAGAGGACAUGCUGGACGAGGAGGACACUCACCUGUAGAGACGACCAGGGACAGAAUAGAAGAAGAAGACGACAGUGACGGGACAAAAGAAAUCCACACUUGCUGCCCCAUGCCAGCCUUAUCCACUCACCUUACACUCCCGACUCGGGGAUUCUUGUCCCUGCGGCCUGUAGAGACUUUCUCACAAAGAAAUAUAGAACCCACAAGCUCCCAUUCGAUUUAUUCCUACUGUGUUUUCUAAAAAAUAUAUAUAUAAAAAUAUAUAUAAAUAUAUUUCUGUCCACUAAACCAAUCACUGAUGUGCCUGUAUAGUAUAUAUUGUUAUAUUUGAUAAGUGUGACUUCCUACAGAGCACAAUUCAAAAUACGUCAUUCAAAAAAACUCAGUAAGUGCCCCAACCCCCGAGAGGAUUGUGCCUUUCCUUCGACUGUAUUCAUAGAAAAAGCUGAUUUGUAAAUAGACUAUUCUUAUGUUCUUUUCUGCAAACGAGGAAGAGCAAGGAGAUGUUGCAAACUCAACACUUUGCUCUGGAGGCCCAAGAGAAAGAAGAUAAGACAGAGAGGUAACAGCAAUGUCAGCCGCGUCGGCAGUUCUAGAGUUACUAACUUAGAUAGAUGACCUCAGGAUACUUCAGAGCGUCCUGGUGAAUUUCCACUACUGCAUGUCAGCUAUAAGGGAGCUCUCUGUAACUGGUGCGACUGAGCACUAACCUUAUUCAUAGAGAAUGUCCACAGAGGUAUUGCUUAAAGCAGAUCAUCUUUAGAAAUAAGACAGUUAAAGUGUUUUAAUCCACACUGACAUAUAUUGACCUGAGGGAUUGACUCGUGGCUUUCCAUACUUGGAGGAUGUCUCUCGGAGGCUUACCUUCUUUCUUUUUUUUUAAAUGCCUUAUUUUGAAACUCUAUGAAUAUUUUUCAUCUUCUGUUUUAUUUUUGUAGUUUUGCCCAACAUUUCUAUUAGUUAAAAAAAACAUUAUACCUAAAAGUAUUUCCUGAUUUGGAGCUAAAACUGGACAGUGGGUCAAGUUCACGCUCUGCGCAAACAAAGACUGCAAAAGGUGGCAGUGUCUCGUAGCUUGGAAAAGAGACUAUGUAAGAAGAAUUAAUAUUCCUCUUACAGGCUGAAUUCAUAAGCAAUACAACAUACCCUUGAUUACUACAGGGGUUAGAUGCAUUAGGCUUAUAUGGUCUGGUAUGACCAGUUGCCUAGGGCGGAUAAUUAACAUGAUUAAAAUGGAACAAAAGAAACAACAUAACUGAAAUGAAGAGAAGCAUGAUGGUUCAUUAUUCUGCACACAUGCAAAUCACAGCCUGGUCAUAUGAGUUUGGUUAUGAAAUAAGUUUAGCUAAUGUGUCUGUUUGUCUGACUGCUCAGGUUUCAUACCACAUUGGACUGUACAACAUAAUAAAUCCUGAUAGGAGUGAUGAUAAAACUACUAAAAUGACACAGGUUGUAAUAAGGUGGAGACUGUAUAUGAAUUCUUUUCUGAAGAGAAAGAAACAUUUGUCACUCUUGGAUGUUCAAUAAUCAUUUUUAUGGGUCAAGCUGGAAAACAGGUUGAGACUAUCAUACACUUCUGUCACAAACAUGCCAGCUUCUCAAUAACUCAAACAUUGGCAAUAAAAGAUAAUAGAUGCUGGUUUUGUUUUUUUAAAGCGGAUAUUGGUCAAUACUGAUGUUAUUAACUUGCAAAUACUGUAAAUAUUUGGUUUUCUGUUCUCACUUGCUGAUGCUGGAGGGGUGAAGAUGUUAAAACUUUCCCAGCAGAACCUGAGCACAUGUUUGUUUUCUCAUUCUGGAUUCUGUUCAGAUUAAUAAUUUACUUCCCUUUAAACCAUUUAAGAAGUUAAUAUAUAUUUACUUUUAUAUAAGAAUCCAUCACUUUGGGCACUCCAAUCCAACUUUUUAUUUUUAUUUUAAAAAUUGUAUGUGUGUUGCGUGUGUCUACAAUCUCACUUUUAUUAUAGCUGUGCCAUUUUCACCAAAGUACGUUAUCAGUAUUUUAUGUAUUUAUGGUUUGUUUGCUGCUGAAGGCGAACAACAGGGGUCUGACACACUGGAAGCUGUAAAUUGUCGAUCGCCUCGGCGGUCAUGUUGUUUUACCUGUUCAGAUUUGCAAAUAAAAGGGAAGAGUUUUUCCACUUUGUUCUGUGAAGCUGUUGCUGUAUUAUUUGCACGUGGCCACUAGAGGGCAGAAACAACACAGGAGAGCAGGAGUUAUGAAAACCUGAACAAAAUACAAUCUUUAUUCAUUAUAUACAUUACAUACAAUGCAAUACUACAAGGCUUUCUACACAUUCACUGUAUCCACAGAGUAGUGCUCACUGAUCGGAGAGUACCAGCCUUAAAACUCCCUCUAACCACCCAGGGGUCGAGAGAAGGGCGAGAUGGAAAGAACAAAAAAAAAAAAA
This is a messenger RNA of Larimichthys crocea (large yellow croaker), 4254 nucleotides long. RefSeq names its product podocalyxin-like (gene podxl). Gene Ontology annotation, biological process: cell migration; negative regulation of cell-cell adhesion; positive regulation of cell-cell adhesion mediated by integrin. Lineage: Eukaryota; Metazoa; Chordata; Actinopteri; Sciaenidae. Gene Ontology annotation, cellular component: microvillus membrane; apical plasma membrane. The record is from RefSeq and is a predicted model, not a curated record. The transcript has 8 exons. The coding region runs from base 463 to 1881 and encodes 472 amino acids.